AAUAUCAAGCCACCCCUCAACGAUGUCAUCGGACUACUUUCUGGUAAACUCCCCCGCGUCCCCGUUGUCGUCUACGAUGGAAGGGAGCUACACGUUCAACCAGCAGACGCAGCCCCGUAUGUCGCGAUAUCGCACGUCUGGGCCGAUGGCAUGGGGAGCAUAACCGAGGACGGCCUGCCAACCUGUGUAGUGAAGCGGAUCGCGGGGCUCGUUCAACAGCUCCUUCCCGAAACUGGUGCUUUCUGGAUGGACUCGCUGUGCGUUCCGGACGUCGAGAGCCUGCGGAAGGGUGCCAUCAAGCUCAUGUCUCAGACAUACCGAGACUCAGCGAAGGUACUUGUCAUCGACGACUGCAUCCGCUCGCAGUGUUCGGAGCACAAGACGUGGGAGGAGAACCUCUUCCGGAUCGCGACCUCUGGAUGGGUGCGGCGCGUUUGGACACUGCAGGAGGGUCUGCUGGCGCGCGACCUUUACUUCGAGUUUGUCGAGGGUCCAAUGAACGUCGAGCAAAAGCUUGGACUCCUUCCAUCCGAAUCUGAAAGCACCGAACACGACACCCCCGUGGAUGAGGAUGACUCCCUCAACUUCCUCGACCCCCACUCCUGCCCCUCUCAUGUCCCGGUGCUUGCCUUCCGCGCCAGACACCGCAGUUGCACACACCACCUGCCCCUCGACGACAUCAUUCGGCUACUGCGUCUUCGUACAACGACCAAGCCCGAGGACGAGACGAUCGCGAUAUCCUCGCUCCUUCCCAAUGUUGAUGUUGACGCGCUCCUGCGAGUCGCUCGCAUCCCCCGCGACAACUUCGCGCAGCGCCGCGUCCGCGAGUUCUUGCUCCAGCAGCGCAACGUCUCCAAGGCGUUCCCGACGCAGAUCACGCCACGCCUCGAGCUUCCCGCAUUCUCCUGGGCCCCGCGCACGCUUGUGUCUUGUAUUGAGGGCGCGAGCCUCACAUAUGGCACCGGAGUGUGCACCGCCGACGGUCUCAAAGCCGAAUACUUCGUCGCGAGAUUCGAGAAGCCCGUCGUGAUCCCCCAGGAGUGUAAGGACGGACACAAGAGCGAAUUCAGCAUCCUCCUCAGCCACCGCGCGUCGAUGGCGACGUAC
This is a messenger RNA of Trametes versicolor FP-101664 SS1, 1107 nucleotides long. RefSeq lists its product as uncharacterized. The annotation marks the transcript as partial. The transcript has a single exon. The record is from RefSeq and is a predicted model, not a curated record. NCBI's taxonomy places the organism in Eukaryota, Fungi, Basidiomycota, Agaricomycetes, Polyporales, Polyporaceae.